Molecule: messenger RNA, 850 nt
Organism: Sorghum bicolor (sorghum)
Lineage: Eukaryota; Viridiplantae; Streptophyta; Magnoliopsida; Poales; Poaceae
Exons: 2
Coding region: 10-828 (272 amino acids)
Source: RefSeq, a predicted model, not a curated record
CUACGGCGCAUGUACGGUCACGUCGUGGAGAGGGCGACCCUGGCGCGCGACCUCCUGGCCCCCGCAGCCGCAGCCGCAGGGAGCCAACUCUCCGGGGACCCGGCCAGUUUCCAUAGCCGCAGCAUCCUCGCCCAGCGUCUCGACUUGUUCUUCCCCGACAAUGGCGACGACGACCUGCGCGCCGAUCUGGCGCGGUUCGGCGCCAUCGAGGCGAUCGCCUUGUGCCGACACCUGGGCAUGGCGGUGAUCGUCUUCAGGGACGAAGCGACCGUCCCGAUCGCUUUCUCGAGGCAGGAGGAGGCAUCACACGGGGUGUAUAGCGCAGUUCCGCCUCCCCACCUAGCGCUCCCCACUAUUUUCAUCCAUCCGAGCAGUAUCAAGGUUAAUUUGUUCCCGCCAGCUGCGUCGACUACGGGAGAUUCGGUGUCAGUAUCCGCAGAAGGCAGCACAGAGCCAACAAGAACAGAGGCAACAAGGAUCGAAGGUAGCACACGGUCAACAACACCGCUGUGGAUGGAAUCUAGGCCAGCGAUUGUGUUCCAAAACUACCUCAGCGAGGGUCCAGUCACCAGUUCGUUCGUGUCAUCAAGAAGGUCACAGAUUUACGGGCCAACAAUGGAUGCAGAUGGUCACUUGUGGAUGGAUGGCACCAGCAUCACCAAGUAUGGAAAAGCCAUAGAAAUAAACCGACGAGCAUCGGUACGAGUUGUUCAAGUGCCUCAGCUACUGUACCAGUCAGAGGCGGAUGUAGCGGCCGGGCACAAACCCCCACCAUCACCUCGGAUCACAACACUUUGGUCGUCAUUUGGCUCCAACUUCAUUAGUUAAAAAAAAUUACGUUUGGUAAGCA